Molecule: messenger RNA, 1270 nt
Organism: Exaiptasia diaphana
Lineage: Eukaryota; Metazoa; Cnidaria; Anthozoa; Actiniaria; Aiptasiidae
Exons: 2
Coding region: 202-738 (178 amino acids)
Source: RefSeq, a predicted model, not a curated record
GCGCGGCGAUUGUCAUCCACAGAGUUGCAUAUUGCACGCCAAGUGACCACUUGUGCGCGGUACACACCCGCGAAGCAAAUACUAAACCAUGUUUUAACUGUGUUGAUCUUUUACUGGACGUCGUGGAGCCUACAUAACACACAAUAUUUACCAUCUUGGUACAAGAAAAUAAGUGUGAAAUCUACCACCUCAAGCUUCAAAAUGGCGGGUGUAAUAUCGAGUGCAUUUCGUCUUCACGAUCAAGACAUAGACCACGAUGAAUUCUUCAAAAAGCUUGUUAAACUUGAUGUAAACGACGAACAAGGACUUUCAUCCUUUUUAAACGAGUAUAAAUUCAAGAAGCUUUCCGUAAAAGGACUGAAUCGAGAUUUAAUUUUCGCGGGAAGAGAAGCCACUGCACUGUUCGAUGAUUUUACUCUUGAAAUCUGGAAGAAAUACUAUGUGAACGAGGAAGUGAUUCAAAUAGCUAUUCUACAGGGAACUCUCCCUUUCCCUCUAGAGGGACUAUUUGUUGGUAAAAGUAGUGGUAAACUGUUUGUCUGCAAAGAAUCAGAUGAUUACCAGGAACAACAUAUCACAUGUGUGGGAUACAGCAUGGAGCAUUUUCUCACUGUAGGACCACAGCGCUUGCUGGAAUAUAACAAACCCCAGUGUAUGUUUGAUAACUGUUAUGGAUGCUUUGAUCCUCUGAUUAAGGACAGAGUUCUUGGUUCAAUGGGGCUUCCAACUAAACCUUGAAUUGUAUAGAUGCUUCUCCAUAGCUCUGUCUGUUUUAUAUUAUUCAUUUAGGACCAAAGAUUGAUGUGUAUCAGAACUUUCUUCAGGGGGAUGUGAUAAACAACUAGAACCAACACUGAAGAAAUUCAAAAUAGGUGUUCUAAGACAGCUACAGGUGGGGCUUACACCACCUAUAUAAACCAUCCAUGUAUAGUGUUAUAGAGAUCUAUUAAAAGAACAUAAGUUAUUGGACUUCAUAAAAAUUUAAUUUAUACAAAUGUGAUGAAAAUGAAACACAAGCCCAAAAUGGUUUCUUCACUUGAACUUGCAAAUGAAAUAAAUGUGAUAAGAUUGUUUCUCAAGUCAUUAAAGAUGGGCUGACUGUACUAUAAAUAAAUGUCUAUGAGUUUUUUAGUAAAGGUUUACCUGUCUGUACUAUAAAUAAAUGUCUAUGAGUUUUUUAGUAAAGGUUUACCUGUCUGUACUAUAAAUAAAUGUCUGUUAGUUUGUUAGUAAAGGUUUAACUAAUAAAUUACUUUGCUUUGUUAUGAUA